Heterobilharzia americana is the source of this 4350-nucleotide messenger RNA. Lineage: Eukaryota; Metazoa; Platyhelminthes; Trematoda; Strigeidida; Schistosomatidae. The record is from the annotation of a GenBank genome assembly.
GUUGGAUUUAUGAGCUUGUGUGAUAUUUUGAUAGGAUAGUAACAAGUUGAUAAAUGGCAUUUGAAGAUAACGAACUUAUGGCAAAUGCAUUUUAUUACAUAAGAGAGGGGUAUCCACAUCACGCAUUCAAAGUCUUAGAGGCUGCUUCCAAAAAGUAUCCCAACGACCCAAUAAUCAAACUCCACAUUGGAGCUACAUUUGUUGUAGAAGGUUUAUUGCAAGAAGCACUGAAAAGCUUUAAUGAGCUUAAAGAUAAGGGAGAAUUUUCCCUGGCCUCAAUUGUUUCAGUAGCGCACAUUCAUAAGAAAUUACCUGAAAUCGAUCAAGAGGUUGUGAAAAGCUGCCAGAAUGAAAUAAGAGAGUUACGUAGACAUGCUUCUGAAAGGUCUCUCUAUUUUACUGCAUUAGUGCUAUUUUUCUUCCAACGUUAUGGAAAGGCUAAGGAAUAUGUAGAACGAGCUCUCAAUGGUAACCUACUUUUUAAAGAGGCUCUAUGUCUUAAUGGGUGGAUUGAUUUAAUGGGGAAUGAUAAGGGCUUACAAAAGAAUUCCAUCAAGUAUUUUGAGGAUGGUGUCAAAGAUGAAGAAGCAAUUUCAGUCGAAUGUUUGAUGGGUAAAAUAAAAUAUUUUCAGGUCUGCAAAUCAUUCUCCUCAGCAAUGGAUGUCAUAAACAUUGUAAUAGUAGGCUUUCCCAGCUUCAUUCCUGCUCUUAUCGAGAAAAUGAGGCUUCAGCUCGUAUAUCAAGACUGGGAGCAAGCUACAGAUACAGCUGUUAGGUGUUUAUCGGUUGACUCAACAUGCAUUGAAGCACUUAAGUUUCAACUUUUGUGUCUUAUUUGCUUUGAGGGGAAUUAUGCUGAAGCAUUAAAAAAGCUGAAUGAACUUGAAAUAGCAUUGGGAAAAUCGGAACCAAGAUCGUCAAACCAGUAUUAUCUGGUUUCCAAGCUUAUUUCAAUAGUUUGUGGUCGUCAUACUAUAAUGCUGCAGAAGGUUCAAGAACUAUGUGAACGUGCAGUUGAACUAACUCCCUGGAAUCACCAUUAUUUGAUCAAUUUAGGCCACAUUAUGCUCCUACAGGGAAAGCUUAAAGAAGCUGUUCUCCAUUUUCGAAACGCACUGACCUUGUGUGAAACAAGUAUAGACUGUUUAGUAGCUAUUGUUAAAUGUCAACUGGUUCAAAACAAUCUACAAGAAGCUUCAACUCAGUUAGAGUUCUUGAAUGAAUUACAACCGACGAUUGGAAAGUCAGCGGAAGUUAAUUAUAUGACUGCUGUGCUUAGACGUAAGCAAGGCUUACCAGUAUCACAGAUAUUACCGCCUUUGAAUGAAGCAAUGGAAUUACACCUUCGUAAAAUCCAAGGUGUUAGUUUGAGCCCUGAAUAUUAUGAACUUUUGAAUCCAGAUUUUUUGAUCCAACUUGUUAGUGAAUACUUAAUUCACGCCCCACCUCGACCUCCAAAUAUCAGUAGCACCUUUGGUGUUUCAAAUAACGGAGCAUGUGCGAAUCAACAAGAUGACUCUGUUCUCAUGAGAUGUCUACGUAUUUUAGAACCACUCACCUCUGCAGCACCAGGUUUUCAGAGAGGAAUAUACCUUAAGUCUUAUGUUCAUUACAUGUUGGGGAAUACUUCAGUAGCAUUGGCUAACGUCAAAUCAUGUUUAGAUGUUAAUCCUUCUUUCCUAGAAGGUUAUAUACUAGUGGCUCAGAUUUAUCUUUAUAUGUCAAAUUUGAAAGCUGCUGAACAGAUUUUAGAAACAGGUGUGGCUAAUAACUUUGAGGUACGUAACCAUCCAGUAUAUCAGCUGGUCCGAGCUCGUCUGAUGAGUAAACAAGGCUCAGCUAAAAUAGCUAUACAAAUAUUGAAACAAGCUAUUGCCAAUCUUUCAAAUCCACAAAACCGUUCACAGUCUGUAAAAUCAGAUAACUUUGGUUAUUUUCAAAGUGACUUAACACAAACUGACAAACUUUCACUGUACAUUGAACUUGCUGAUGCACAUCGAAAUGCUGGAGAACAACAUGAAGCUACAAAAGUUUUGCAAGAUGCUUACUUGGCAUUUGCUGGCACGAUUGAAGUCGCUCGAGUCACAAUUGCUAUGGCCAAUUUAGCCUUAGCACAAAACGAUCAUGAAACAGCACUAAACACCCUAAGACAAAUUCAAUCUGAUCAUCCGUACUACAUAACUGCGAGACAGCAUAUGGGUGAUAUUUAUUUGUAUCAUAGAAAGGAAAAGAAACUUUUUGCUGCGUGCUACAGGGAUUUAGCUGAGAAACUAGGCACAAACGAAGCUUAUCUUUUGUUAGGCGAAGCCUAUAUGACAAUUCAAGAACCAGAACGUGCUAUUGAAGUCUAUGAAUCUGUUCUACGUAAAAAUCCGAAUGAUUUACGUUUAGCUAGUAAAAUUGGUCAUGCAUUUGUCAAAAUUCAUCAUUAUGCUAAAGCUGUAUCGUACUAUGAGACUGCCGUAAAAACUGGUCAAAGUGGUCUUCGUUUAGAAUUGGCAGAUUUAUUGAUCAAUAUAAAACAAUUUGAAAAGGCGAAACGUUUACUUCACUCGGUGUUAACUCAUGAAGCGAUAGAAUCUGCCUCAGAAGUAAGUGAAUUAGAAGAAAUCUGUCAUGGACUAAGACUUCUGAUAAAACUACAAACAGCUGAAGAUGAUAAACCCGAGGAACGAAUCAAUAACUUAAAUCAUUUGAAGUCAGUUCAGUCAAGACUACUUAUGCGCGUACAGACUAGUGAAGUUGGAGAUAUUGUAAACGAACAGAAGAUUAACAUGUCAGAUGUCCUUCUCCAACUAGCAUCUGCGUAUAUGCAAGUUAUACAGGCUCAGUGUGGUGAUCACUUCAACACGAAUCGUUUCAAAGAUAAUCUUAGGCCAAUAACUGACCCAAACAAUGAACCAAUGAAAAGUUUAAGUCAGCAUUUAAUUACAAUUAUUAAUUUGUGUCAAGAUGCUAUGAAACAAGUAUCUACGGUUACUGGCUUAAAAACAUCUCCAUUUGGUCACCUAACCAACAAUUUACAUAAUUUAAACAAUUCAGUUUAUGAAAUUGAACCUAAUUAUACAAAAAGGUUGGCUAUAAAUAUUGAAGCUAGAGCGAUUGUUCAACUGAUUAAUUUGUACUUGUAUACAAAGGAUUAUGCAAAUUGCGAACAAGAAAUAUUGAAAUUAGGUCAAUUACAGGAGGAAUUAGAAAUUAGCUAUUCUAGUUCAAAUUCUACAGAUUCUCCUGCUGAUAUGAAUCCAGUUAAAAAUAAAUACAUUCCAGUAAAAUCGCCACCACCACAACAAAAUCAAAAGGAUAAAAACAUGCAGACUUCAUCUUUGUUUUCAAUUUGGUUGCCAAACAUUCCUUUGGCUGCAAUUUUUAUGUCAAAACUUAUGACAGCGAUGGGUGAUUUUCAAGCAGCAAAUAAACAUUUAGAAAAUGUACUACAUAAGUAUCCAUUAAAUUAUGAAACUCUUUCAAGUUUUAUUGAUACUCUUCGAAGAUCUGGAUUAUUGUCACGCAUUCCCGAAUUCUUAAGCAAAGCUCUUUCAUUUGAUCCUCAAGGUGAAAAUUCAUCUGGUUUGAACUAUUGUCGUGGGUUAUACCAUUUAUUCACUGGUGAGGCAUCUACAGCUUUAAAUUAUUUUAAUCGUUGUCGAAAAGAUCCAGUUUAUGCAGAAGAGGCAGUAUAUCGAAUGGUGGAAAUAUGUAUUAAUCCUGACAGUCAGCUGGCUAGUACUGAACAAAUUACACAGUUAAACGGCAACAACAAUACGAAUUCAUAUAAAACUAACACUUUAAAUAACGGCGAUGAAUCAACGCGAAACAGUGGUGUUGGUUACGAAACAGCUGAACACUUGUUAAAAGAAUUGAAAGUUGUUAAACAAAAAAGCGUUUCCGUUUUAUCUCAACUCUCUUAUUGUUGGUUACAAAGUCAAAAACGAAGCUGGAAUCCGCCCUGGAAACAUUUGCUCAGAUGUCACAAGAAGAUCCGGAUAGUGUUGCACCUAUUUAUGGUGCAGCUGCUUGUCACUUGGCUUUAAAACAAAAUCAAAAGGCAAAAAACCAACUGAAGAGACUAUCGAAGGUUCCUUGGAAUUUUCAGAUUGAUUGGAUGUUAUAGAAAGGUUGGAUUGGAAGAUUGUACCAUACAGGUUACAUCAAGUAUACACCAUAAAGGAGAAUUUGUUUUUAUUCACCACUUUUUAACAUCACAUACAUUUAUUCAGGUGGAAAUAACAUCAGAAAAUCUAGCCAUAAAAAGAAUAAAAUUGCAGAUGGUGUAAAUUACAUACCUAGUAGUGAAUUACCUUGUUGUUGUUUUUGUUUAUUUUUUGUCGAUUCGAACUUUUUAGUAGG